AUGACAUCAAAAAGAGGAAAAUUAAAAAAGAUGCACUCGGAGACCAUGCGGCCGGUGAUCGUAAGGGCAUGGGCAAUGGGCAUUGUGGUGUUUAGAGUAUAUAAACCACCUCAGCCAUCUACACUCGUCUGCACCACAACCACACAAUUCAAUAACAUCUCCCUCUUUAACUUCCACUCACUACCUUCAAUCUUUUUUCACUCUCGUUACUCCGGAGGGAAAAUGAGCAGACCAGGAGAUUGGAACUGCAGGACAUGCAACCACCUCAACUUCCAGAGAAGAGAAUCGUGCCAGCGAUGCGGUGAGCCAAGGAGCGGCGGCGACUACGGCGGCUUCGCUGGCAGAGGCUCUUCCUCCUUUAGCUUCACCACCGGCCCUGAUGUUCGCCCCGGUGACUGGUACUGCACCGUCGGAAACUGUGGAGCCCACAACUUCGCCAGCCGCUCCAGCUGCUUCAAGUGCGGUGUCUCCAAAGAAGACUCCUCCACCGGAUCAUACGACGUCGACAUGACCCGAAUGAGACCCUUCGGCUUCGGCGGCGGCGGCGGCUCCUCCGCCCGCCCUGGCUGGAAAUCCGGUGACUGGAUAUGCACCAGGUCUGGAUGCAACGAGCAUAACUUCGCCAACAGAAUGGAGUGCUAUCGAUGCAAUGCACCCAGGGAUUCUAGUAGUGGCAGGUCUCCCUAUUCGUCGUAG
Sphenostylis stenocarpa is the source of this 696-nucleotide messenger RNA. The record is from the annotation of a GenBank genome assembly. NCBI's taxonomy places the organism in Eukaryota, Viridiplantae, Streptophyta, Magnoliopsida, Fabales, Fabaceae.